AUGCCGGCCAUCACCAAAGCUGAGAAUGGUCCGGGAGGCCUUUGGAAACAUCAUUCUUCUUAUGAGAGUAGUGGAUUUCUGACAGAGCGACGACAGGUUGAAGAACCAAGCGGUCCAUUACCCCCAGUGUCGCCAGCACCGCCAAAUUCUGAAGUUCCAUGUUCUGGAUGGGGGUGCCUUAGUGAAGCGCAGCAGGCUGGGGUCCUCGUGACCAUUGUUGUGGUCUUUCUCUCGCUCUUCCUCGGUCUACUAUUCUUUCUACGAUCCAAAAAGAAGCAGGAGAACUGGAUUGAUGGUGAUCUCGUCCUUGUUCGACAGAGACGCCGCCCCAGAGCCAGAAGCCAAGCGACCUCUAUCAACUCAAAAGGUCCACGAUUUUUCUUCAGACAUGAGGGACUGACGGGCACACAGCAACCUCACCAGCUCAUGAUCACUCAUCCAACAAUUCUUCAUAUCCCCCCCCCUCCACCUCUGCCAGUCCCGGUUCCCCUCCCAAUGCCUAUGCCAUUGCCGGUGCCAUUCCAACAACCUCAACCGAUUUACCCUUAUCCGAUGGCUUACCAGACACAUCAAUAUCCUUCGAUGCAGACGCAGGCACCUGGCCACCAUCAGGGACACUCUGCGAUGUCAGGGUCCCCUAUCAAUGUCCAGCACCAACAACGACCGCAGCCCUAUUCUCAAGCCCAGAAACGCGCUCACCAUCGAUGGAGUCAGAUGCCCGACCACCAGCAGACUCAGCAGCGCUCUCAACAGCCAUCGCGAAGAAGGCCGUCGCUUACCCGAAGGCUCUUCAGCCUGUUUAAUAAUCCAGUCGGUAGAGCGUCAACCAUUGCCAGCUCCGAAUCCGACUCAACUCGAGCGCCGUCCAUAAGGAGUAGCCAUCACUCGCGGACUUCGGCAACUUCGAUCAUCACCCCCCCAUCUCCAGAAGCGCGAACCAAAAAGAAUGCAACCGAUGGAACAAACGCAACGAGACAGAAUGAGGUGUCCCCCGCUGUGGCAACUGUCCAAAGUGACGACUACGUCGCGACUGCAACUUUGCGGAACGGGUCUCCUGAACGCCACAAGCCUGAUUCGGUUCUGUCGGCGCCAGCCAACUUGAGUAGCAAAGUCCAUCAUGAGGCGCGAGGGAAGGCCACAACAACCGAGUCUCCGAUGAAGAAACGAGACAAUGUUGAGUCUGAUAUUGCAAAGAUGUAUCCGAUUUCCAUCCCAGUCUGCCAAGUCGCGGAGAGUAUUGGAACCAGCCAUAGUCUUCCCAACGUCAAGCCCCUCAAAAGUGCCCUAAAGAAUGGAAAUAAACCAAUCAUAGGAGCCAGAGGAGGCAACGUGAGCAAUGAUCAGAAGCUCUCGACUAAAGCAGACACUAGAAGAGACCAACGGGAGAAAUUCGUCGACAAACGCAGCCCCAAGGAGACAGCCCACGAGGUUAGACAUAAUCAUCCAGACGUCAUGGAACUCAAGGACUUCGGUGAGCUACAUGAAGCGGAAUCUCAAUAUUUUAGCAAACUUGUGCUGACUGGUCUUGAGAUCCUGCGUCUCUUGCUCCGAUGCUACGGGGAGCAAUGA
Messenger RNA from Colletotrichum orchidophilum, 1569 nucleotides. RefSeq lists its product as uncharacterized. The record is from RefSeq and is a predicted model, not a curated record. The transcript has 4 exons. The coding region runs from base 1 to 1569 and encodes 522 amino acids. NCBI's taxonomy places the organism in Eukaryota, Fungi, Ascomycota, Sordariomycetes, Glomerellales, Glomerellaceae.